CGCCCUUCGGUCCAGCAGGUCCAUUUUGAGCUCUGAGAGCUCCCAGAGCUUCUGGAGUACGCGGACAAGGCUGGGGCUGCGGCCGGCUGACCCGGUACCAUGGCCAGCGGGCAGAAGGUGAUGAACGCCAUCAGGGUCCUGGAGUUCGGGGGCCCCGAGGUGCUGCGAUUCCAACAUGACGUCCCCAUUCCUGAGGCCAAAGACAACCAGAUCCUGAUCAAGGUCCAUGCCUGUGGCGUCAACCCCGUGGAGACCUACAUCCGCUCAGGGACGUACAGCCGGGUGCCCACCCUGCCCUACACGCCGGGCAGUGACGUAGCGGGGGUCGUGGAAGCCCUGGGCCGAGGCGUGGAUGGCUUCAAGAAGGGAGACCGCGUGUUCACCACGAAGACCAUCACGGGGGGCUACGCGGAGUACACAGUGGCCUCGGUGCACACAGUCUUCCCCCUGCCCGAAACCCUGAGCUUCAGCCAAGGCGCAGCCCUGGGGAUCCCCUACUUCACCGCCUUCCGUGCCCUUUUCCACAAGGCUCAGGCUAGGCCCGGAGAGACCGUCCUCGUCCACGGGGCCAGCGGUGGGGUCGGGAUAGCCACGUGCCAGAUUGCCAGAGCGUACGGCCUGAAGGUCCUGGGCACGGCGGGCACCGACCAGGGCAGGAAGGUCGUCCUGAAGAGCGGCGCCCACAAGAUCUUCAACCACCGAGAGGCGGGCUACGUCGACAGGAUCCAGAAAUACGUCGGCGAAAACGGGGUGAACGUGAUCAUCGAGAUGGUGUCCAACGUCAACCUCCACAACGACUUGCAUCUUCUCUCUUAUGGAGGAAGGGUGAUCAUCGUUGGCUCCAGGGGCCCCAUCGAAAUCAACCCCAGGGACACCAUGAAGAAGGAGAUCAGCAUCAUUGGAAUGUCCUUAUAUUCCUCCUCCAAGGAGGACUUCAUGGAGACCCUGUCCGCGCUGCUGGCGGGCAUCGAGUCGGGCUGGCUGCAGCCCGUGAUUGGGUCUCACUACCUGCUGGAGAACGCGGCCAAGGCCCACGAGGACAUCAUCAAGAGCGCAGGGGCCGCGGGAAAGAUGGUUCUGCUCAUGGCCUGACACCGCAGCCCAGGGAGCCCUCUAGGGUGGGCCCAGGCCAUUCUGCCCGCCCUGGAGCUGGGGUGGGCGCCUUUCCCGGCACCGAGUCCACCCAGGCCGUGUCUUCUUGGUCAGCCUCAUCAAUAAAGUAGACUAUCAGUG
Gracilinanus agilis (Agile Gracile Mouse Opossum) is the source of this 1233-nucleotide messenger RNA. RefSeq names its product crystallin zeta (gene CRYZ). Gene Ontology annotation, cellular component: cytosol. Gene Ontology annotation, molecular function: mRNA 3'-UTR binding; quinone reductase (NADPH) activity; zinc ion binding. Lineage: Eukaryota; Metazoa; Chordata; Mammalia; Didelphimorphia; Didelphidae. Bases 100 to 1092 code for a protein of 330 amino acids. The transcript has 9 exons. The record is from RefSeq and is a predicted model, not a curated record.